Messenger RNA from Mandrillus leucophaeus (drill), 532 nucleotides. It is a transcript of the gene BRI3, whose product is annotated as brain protein I3. The record is from RefSeq and is a predicted model, not a curated record. The transcript has 2 exons. NCBI's taxonomy places the organism in Eukaryota, Metazoa, Chordata, Mammalia, Primates, Cercopithecidae. The annotation marks the transcript as partial.
CUUGUCUUCCCCCCCACAGGGAUACCCACCCACCAUCCCAGGGUCUACAACAUCCACAGCCGGACCGUCACCCGGUACCCUGCCAACUCUAUCGUGGUCGUGGGAGGCUGUCCCGUCUGCAGGGUCGGGGUGCUGGAGGACUGCUUCACCUUCCUGGGCAUCUUCCUGGCCAUCAUCCUGUUCCCCUUUGGGUUCAUCUGCUGUUUUGCCUUGAGGAAGCGAAGAUGCCCCAACUGCGGAGCCACCUUCGCUUAAAGGAGCAGCAGGCCCGGCUCUCCUACCCCAGCUCUUUUUCUAAUGUAAAUGUUGUGUACAAUAGUUUUAUUUGAUUCAGCUUCAGAACUGUUUUGUAAAGCGAGGUGGGACAGAUGUGGCACACGCCAGCUGCGGUUUCCCGGAGUGUGGAGCGGCAGCGCUGCUGCUCCCGCCCGAGGCUCAUGACAACUCAAUAAAGCACUGCUUUUAUUUUCUGCAGUCUUCAAUUUGAGAAAGGUGAGAAAUAAUGUUUUCAAUAAAUGAGAUUCAUACCAUU